UUCACAUAUUCAACAGGAUCCCAAAGGGGUCAAAAGCCAAGAUUUGUAGCACCAUUCCAUGGAAAGAUAUGAUAUUUAAAAUCACAAAAUACUUUUGUGAACUCUGAGACAAACCAAGCCGCACAAACCUGUAUACAUGAGCAUGAUUAGAAGGGGGGGGUGUAGGGGUGAGGAACAGGCUCUCUUAAUUAACUUUAUGUAAAACUCCUGAAAUCAAAGUGAAAAAAAUGAAACCUAAAUGAUACCCUUUUUAGCUCAACUAUUAAAAAAGCCAAUUAUUUACCUGUGAACGUAUGCCACAUACAAUAGUACUUUGAAGACACUUCUUCCUAAUCAGAAGUGAGAGACACUCUUAAGCAUCUGCAUCCAACCGUCAUUGUGUCAGAAACUGCUAGUAAAACAUAAACCUCUCAAGGCGUUGUUAUUCCCAGCUCUGAGGCGACACUGCUGUAAUUAAGGGAAACCUGUGCAUGAGUUGGCGGAGUACUGUCUUGCGGAGUCCUCCGUCCUCGUGGAGUGGGAGGGUCACACCGGGAGAGACUAAUAAGGGCAGAGAUGCGUCCCCCUUCCCCACUCGCAGGGAUCUAACUCCGGCCUCUCCUCGGCGGCGCCGCAGCCCUGUCCGGACUCCACCGCGCCUCUGAGGGGCUCCAACGCAAAUUCAAGAUCUGUGGCCACUUGUUCACAUGGUUUCAAGGCACGAUGAAGCACACUGGCUCUUGGAAACUUUGGUUUUGGGUGGCAAUGUUCCUGCUUCCUGCUUCCACUUCCGUGACCGUUAGGGACAAUCCAGAAAAGACAUGUCCUAUAUUGAGAACAGAGGAACAUCAGUUGACACAAAACAACAGAAAUAAACUUGAAGUUUCAGGUUUUGAUCUAGGAGAGAGUUUUUCUCUGAGACGUGCUUUUUGUGAAGGUGAUAAAACUUGUUUCAGAUUGGGAAGUGCACUUCUUAUUAGAGACACUAUUAAGAUAUUUCCCAAAGGCCUUCCUGAGGAGUACUCUGUAGCAACCACGUUUCGUGUACGAAGAAACACUAAAAAGGAGCGCUGGUUUCUGUGGCAGGUGUUAAACCAGAAGAACAUGCCACAGGUUUCUAUAGUAGUUGAUGGUGGAAAGAAGGUAGUGGAAUUUAUGUUUCGAGCUGCCAAAGGAGAUGUGUUGAACUACAUAUUUAAAAAUCGAGAACUCCGUCCUUUGUUUGAUCGUCAGUGGCAUAAACUUGGCAUCAGUAUACAAUCCCAGGUCAUUUCACUUUAUAUGGAUUGUAACCUAAUUGCAAGCCGGCAGACUGAUGAGAAGGACACUGUGGAUUUUCGUGGACGGACAGUUAUUGCUGCACGAGCUUCAGAUGGCAAACCUGUGGACAUUGAACUUCACCAACUUAAAAUCUACUGUAAUGCAGAUUUCCUAGCUCAAGAAACAUGUUGUGAAAUAUCAGAUACUAAGUGCCCAGUGCAGGAUGGCUUUGGCAGUAUUGCAUCAUCAUCAGUAACCACUCGUGCCGGCAAAAUGUCUGCAUAUCUGCCAGCCAAGCAGGAACUUACAGACCAGUGCCAGUGCAUUCCAAACAAGGGAGAAGCAGGAUUACCAGGAGCUCCAGGCUCACCUGGGCAGAAAGGGGAUAAAGGAGAGCAGGGAGAGAAUGGUUUACAUGGUGCUCCAGGCUCACCUGGUCAAAAGGGAGAGCAAGGUUUCAAAGGCAGUAAAGGAGAAAUUGGUGAAAAGGGUGAACAAGGAGAAAAAGGAGAUCCAGGUCUGGCUGGUCCUAAUGGACAAAAUGGUUGGAAAGGUGACUUGGGUCCUCCUGGUCCACCUGGCCCAAAAGGAGAAAAGGGAGAUAUGGGACCUCCAGGACCACCAGCUUUAACAGGUUCCCUGGGGAUACAAGGCCCCCAAGGUCCACCUGGAAAAGAGGGUCAGAGGGGAAGACGAGGGAAGACGGGACCCCCGGGAAAACCAGGACCCCCAGGACCACCCGGACCUCCUGGAAUGCAAGGAAUACAGCAGAGUCUUGGUGGAUAUUAUAACAAGGGAAACGGUGAAUAUGGAGCUGGGGGUCCGAAAGGAGAAAAGGGUGAAACUGGACUACCAGGAUUUCCAGGGUCUGUUGGUACUAAAGGACAAAAAGGAGAACCUGGAGAACCUUUUACAAAAGGUGAAAAGGGAGAUAGAGGAGAACCUGGGAUGAUAGGAUCACAAGGAACAAAGGGUGAACCUGGAGAUCCUGGUCCCCCAGGCUUAAUAGGAAACCCAGGACUAAAGGGUCAGCAAGGACCUGCAGGCUCCAUGGGCCCCAGAGGACCACCAGGAGAUGUUGGAUUGCCAGGAGAACAUGGUAUCCCAGGAAAACAAGGCAAUAAAGGAGAAAAGGGAGAUCCAGGUGGGAUUAUAGGCCCUCCUGGGCUUCCAGGUCCCAAAGGCGAGGCUGGUCCUCCCGGGAAAAGCCUGCCAGGGGAACCGGGAUUAGAUGGAAAUCCUGGAGCACCUGGUCCACGUGGGCCAAAGGGUGAAAGAGGACUGCCAGGUGUUCAUGGUUCCCCAGGUGACAUAGGCCCACCAGGAAUAGGAAUUCCUGGAAGAACAGGUUCCCAAGGACCAGCUGGAGAGCCAGGUAUUCAGGGUCCUCGAGGUCUCCCUGGGUUGCCAGGAACUCCAGGGACCCCAGGGAAUGAUGGAGCUCCAGGAAGGGAUGGAAAGCCAGGCCUACCUGGCCCGCCAGGUGACCAGAUUGCACUUCCUCUCUUGGGAGACAUCGGGGCCUUGCUCAAGAACUUCUGUGGCAACUGCCAAGCCAGUGUCCCCGGGUUGAAAAGCAGCAAAGGAGAAGAAGGAGGUGCUGGCGAGCCUAGAAAGCCUGAUUCGACAGCCAGGAAGGGUGAAACAGGGCCUCGGGGUCCUCAAGGAAUCCCAGGCAGAGAGGGACCGAAGGGAAGCAAAGGAGAGCGGGGCUACCCUGGGAUACCUGGGGAGAAAGGUGAUGAGGGUCUGCAAGGAAUUCCAGGCAUUCCAGGUGACCCAGGCCCUAUUGGACCCCCCGGCUUACUGGGAAGAACUGGACAUCCUGGUCCCAUGGGAGCAAAGGGUGACAAGGGCAACGAGGGGCCCCCUGGGCAACCCGGACCGCCAGGACCACCUGGUGCACCAUUCAGUGAAGGAAAUGGCAUGAGCAGUUUAUAUAAAAUCCAGGGAGGUGUGAAUGUUCCCAGUUACCCAGGACCACCCGGUCCCCCUGGCCCAAAAGGCGAUCCUGGCCCAGUGGGAGAGCCUGGCGCAAUGGGGUUGCCAGGACUAGAAGGAUUUCCAGGUGCAAAGGGAGAUCGAGGCCCAGCAGGACCCCCGGGAAUAGCCGGGAUAUCGGGAAAACCUGGUGCCCCGGGGCCUCCAGGCGUUCCAGGGGAACCGGGUGAGAGAGGACCUGUUGGAGAUAUAGGUUUCCCUGGACCAGAAGGACCCUCAGGAAAGCCAGGAAUAAAUGGAAAAGAUGGGUUACCAGGUGCUCAGGGCAUCAUGGGUAAAGCUGGAGAUAGAGGCCCCAAAGGAGAACGUGGUGAUCAGGGAAUUCCAGGAGACAGAGGCCCACAAGGUGAACGGGGAAAACCAGGCCUUACAGGAAUGAAGGGGGCCAUAGGUCCUGUGGGGCCACCAGGAACUAAAGGCUCUAUGGGAUCCCCUGGCCACCAAGGCCCUCCAGGGUCUCCAGGCAUCCCUGGCACUCCGGCUGAUGCAGUUUCAUUUGAUGAAAUAAAGAAGUAUAUUAACCAAGAGGUCCUAAGGAUUUUUGAAGAGAGGAUGGCUGUGUUCCUAUCCCAGCUCAAGCUGCCAGCAGCGAUGUUGGCUGCUCAAGCUCAUGGGAGGCCUGGGCCACCAGGGAAGGAUGGGUUGCCUGGGCCACCAGGAGACCCUGGCCCCCAAGGCUACCGAGGACAGAAGGGAGAAAGAGGUGAACCUGGAAUUGGGCUGCCAGGGAGUCCAGGUCUUCCUGGGACUUCAGCUCUGGGUUUGCCAGGCUCACCAGGUGCCCCAGGGCCCCAGGGCCCCCCAGGACCCAGUGGAAGAUGUAACCCAGAAGACUGCCUCUAUCCUGUGUCUCCAGCCCAUCAGCAGACAGGUGGGAAAUGAACACACCUGAAGAAGACUUGGUUCCUGGUGAUACCUCCUUGCCAUUGGAGUUAUCUUAAUACCGUCUGCCAAAUCCUCAUGAUAUGUGGGCUGCUUUUUUUUUUUUUUUUUUUUUUUUUUAUGGUAUAGGCCAGACAUUUAAAGCGACCAUUUGAAUCCUAUUCCUACAGGAAUUGCAAAUCAGCAUUUUUAGAUUUUUCCCAAAUUCAUUCCAUGUUUUCCUUUACCAUUACUAUGCUUUUUAUUCAGUUUUACAUGAAAUACACAAGCAAAUCUUAUCAUUAGUUCAUCUUCAAAAAGAAACUACAUAUUAUGAUUUAGUAGACUGAUGAUGAUAUCCAUUUUGUAGACUCAUUGACAUGUGGUUGGCCUUUGCUUUCUGAAUUUUAAAGUUUCAGACUUAUCCUGAAGUUUUCUUGGUGUUUAAAUUUAUUAUCAUUGCUAAGAAUUUUGUCAACUUUUUUGAUAUAGUGCAUUGCUCCUGUUGAAUGUUUUUUGACUACUUUUUAUAACUUAAGAAUUCUUAUACCUAUAUCUGUCCUACUUACACAGAAAAAUAGAUAGGCAAUAAGAGCUUCACUGUAUAACUUAUGUUUUGGAAAAAACACAGGAGCCUAUUUUAUCAGGGAUCCCAAAAACUCACCAUAGCCAACUACUGAAAUGAUUUUGUUAACUCUGUAUAAUGAGCUCAAUUCAAAGCAAUCACCACUAGCAUGUAUACGUAAAUGCAUGAAAAGUAAGGAAUGAAUUCCAUUUGUAUGUGAGUUCUACAAGAAAAGCCUAACCUUCUGUGGUCCCGUUCCAAGUUUCUCCUUGGUAAACAGAAAGCUGUUUUCCCUAAGAGAUGUCUGGUGGUGAAGGUACCAAAUUGCCUUUGGUAUUCCUGAAACUUAAAUGGCCUAGCAAGAUCUUUGGGACCCUAUAUCCAUUAUCCUUCUGACCUCAUCACCCGCAGACUUUAAGAAUUGGCCAUCAGAACAAAGGCUGGGAUUUGUAGCAACUGGAAAAGAAAUCUGCUUGUCCUAGAAGAUGAAUGAGUGGUCUCAGCAAAUGCAUAUUGAGAAAGCGAAGCCCAAAAGCUCUUAAGGAGAAUAAUGUUUCUCCAGAAUCUGCAACAUGAGGUGCACAGCUCAGCAAAGGAAAACCAUGGGACUGAAUAUGCAACUAGCACGCAGACCAAAGAGUUAACACUCGCUUCAAAACCAUGUCCUCUGAAAGGAAACAAAAAUAUAGUGAUCAUCAACCAAACUACUAAACAGUAUUUCUCCUGACUAGCUAUACAUUAUUGUGAGAACCUGUUGGUUGAAAACACCUGAUUUUCUAAAGUACUGGGCAUGAGGAUGUUGCUCAAAUCUAGCUGGUAGGUCCCACAGAUGCUGGGAGCAUGGCGCCAGAGCCCUCCUGUCACAGAAAUCAGGGUUCUUACCUCUUCAAGAAGCAGUGUAGAUUUCAAUUUGGCUAAAGCAGAGUAGGAGGAUUGCUUUUGUCUGUUAAUUGAAAAAUGAGUUUGGAAAGACAAGCCCACUGAAAUUAGAAAAAGCUGUGAACAGAGUUGUGUCUGAGGAAUGUGCCUACAUUAAGGCAGGGUUUGCUCAAAUGCACCUAUGAUUUUGAACUGGUUUUCAUUAUAAAUGAAUGAACUGCUGGUCAGGUACUGUCUACGUGGCUGUGCAUACACACAACCUUUUUAGUUAUUUCAUAUUGAGUUAUACUGUAUAUUUCAAGUCCAGGUUUAUUUAUUUUAUUUUUCAAGGUUAUUUUAUUUAAGUGUUUUUAACUUUAAAUUGAUUUUCUUUUUCAUUUUCUUUCCUGUGCAAUACCUACAAUGGUGCUGUGUUUUAAACUCACACAAUUGGAGUAUACAUAUGUGUUUCUUAGUAAAAUGAUAAUUUAUCCCGAAAAAGUGUACAUAGAUCUAAAAUUUGGUGCUAUGUGUAUAUCUUGAACUUUUAAUUUGUUGAAUUUUCUGAAAGCUUAUAACUUAUCUGCCACUCAUAUUAAUUUACUUGAAUUUGUCCUAAAACUAAACAUUUUAUGUUUUCAAAUAUUAUUUUUUCAUAUUAAUAGGUUGUUUAUCUUUUUGCCUCUUUGCUAAUUUAAAAGUGUUCAAUUUAUCAUUUUAAUGUUUUUGUGGACUUUUUUGCUGAUGAUGAUCAAUUUUGGGGGGGAGUUUAGUUGAUCCUUUCAUGUACAUGAAAAGACAUGAUUCAUUUUCUUGUUUUAUAAAUUCUGUCCAUUUUUAGUCUACAAAAAAUGUCAUGCAUCCUUCCUUACAAAUUGUAUAUCUAAGAAUCUUUCUUCUUCCAACUUCCAUUAAUGCUUGACUGGUUUAUCUUGUUCCAAAUAUUUGGAUUUAUUCAGGUAAUUUGAGAAGGAAAGGGAGGGAGGUGGAAAUAUAAUCUUAUGUGGUGCAUAUUACAAAGUGAAACUAUCACAAUGAUUCAGGCUCAUUUUUUGUAACUGGGACAUAUGACAAACUUUGACAUAACUAGAAAAAUCCCUACUCUAUUAUUUACCUGCAGAUACCUUUUUCUGCCUUGGCUCUGUAUACAUGAUAUGCAACAAAGAGCAGCAAGAAAUGCUGGGUCCAGCUAAUAUAACACCAAAUGAAGUGGAGAUUUAGCAUUUCCUAAUUCCUUUAAUAAAAAGAAAGUAAAUAAUUCAGGCCCCAAAGUAGGGAGGGACAUUUUCCUGUAAGUAACUUGGUGGUUGCCAAAUCUCUUCUACCAUUUUAUUCCAUUCCAAGAUAUGUGUUUAUUUCCACAUAGGUGUCAGAGAUGUCAGUUAUCAAAUUUCAUGAAUUAUCCAUUUGCGCUCCAGAUAACAUGAGUGCUUAAAUAAAAAAUAAUUAUUGGCUGUGAUAUUAAAACUGUGUUUUCCAUGUAGAAGCAUCUUUGAAUUCCAGUCUUUCAUUUUAUUCCAAGGAUUAUCACUUUCAGAUAGAAGUCUUUCUAUGCAAACAAGAGAUUACUUCAAUUAAUAUUUCUGGUCUUUGGAAUCUAAAGAAAAAAGUAAUGCAUGAAUUUUUUCAUUGUUCUUUCCAACUGAAGACAUUAAUCAUUACUUCUAACAGAAACACAGUCUUAACCUUUUAAACUUUAUACCUGUGAUGAUAAUUUAAAGUAACCCCAUAUGCUUAUUUCUAUAUUUCAUGAUGUUGUUGAAACUUUAAAAUUUUAGUCACUUAUAGAGCUUAACUAAUUAUCUUAAGAUAUGUUGUGUGUAAAAAUUUGUCAUUUGAUAUUUGGCUCAUAAAGUAAUUUUUUAUGAGUAUGUUUUAGGAGUUAAGUAAGGUUUAGCUUUUCUUCAGUCUUUCUCAUCUGUUGGGAAACUAUGAAAUACCUCCUUUUGUCCACAAGAUGGUGUUUAAAGCAAUUUGUUCAGAAGAACUAAACAGACUCACAGAAAUACGAGGCUAGGAACAGUUUAGUGGACAACUAAAUCACACCUUUGCCCUUGCACUUUUUAUUUUUUACUUUUGUAACUAAUUCGUUGUUAAUUUUUUUUGUUAAUUUAUGUUUUUCCUAAUCUUAAGUAUCUUUAUGGAGCAGGUACUGUAUCUUUGAUUUGUUGACCGUUUCAAUUUUAUUUCUUCAGUGGAUAUAUACAUAAUAUACACAUACACACACAUUUAUAUCCUAUUUAACAUACAAAUUUCCUAUUCAUAACUUUGUACACUACCCUCAUAUUUUAGUGAUUAAUAUGAAGACACCUAAGUAAUCAUCCUACCUUUCAGACAGGACACAUACUCUCUUUUGACAGACAAGUAAAAUGAUUUAGCUUAUCACAAGAAGUAGACAAUUUCUAAAAUUACACAAUGUCUAAACUCCAUAAUGUUCAAUGUACUUAAAAUUUUACAAUUAGAUUUGAAUAAUUCUAUUUUUCUAAAUACAUAUCACUAUUUACAAAAGUAAGAUUAGGAACAUUGUUUUUUCAAAAUACCAUUUUUACUUUCCUAACAUUUAUAAUAAUGGGAUCGAGAAUUUCUAGGUCAAGUGUUAUGCUGGAACUCUUUUAAUGAAUCCCCAGAAUAGUAUUGCAGAUUUGCUUAUGGCUCUUGUUCUUCAAUUAUUUUUCACAUUUGUCUAUGUCCACUUUCUUGAAACACACAAGUGUUUCCUGUUGUGGUUUCCCACUCUUGUUUCUUAACAUUUCAGUGUUAAAGCAUGCACUCUGCUUUUAUACCCUCACCUCUUUAAAGAUUUUUCAGGUUUCUGAGAGGAAGAGAUGCAGAAAAGAAUCAGAUUUGUAUCUUUUAAGCCUAUGUUCUUCAAAGUGACUUCACCCAUUGAAUUGUAUUCAUUUGUUAGUUGGCUGCUAAAGCAGCAAUAAUUACAUUAAUUUGUUCAACUAAUGGGAGUUUCAGAAAACAGGACAAAUGAUAGUUUUCAUUUUUAAGGUGUGGUAUAGCUAUAGCUAUAAUCCAAACAUUUUACUCAACAAAAUUAUGCCAGAGUAACUGAUCAGUUUGGUUAAAUUGAAGGAAGCACAGGUGAACACAGAGAAAAUUCCUUCAGACAAGUAGAUCCAGCAUAGCAAAAAUGUACCUGAAAUAUAUGACAAGUUUUUAAGACCAAAGCUAAAUCUAAGGAAAUCUAAGUUCAAAUCCAAUAGUGAGUGAAAAUUUCAAAUUCAGAUCCAAUAGUGAGUGAUAUGUGGUACAACUCAAGGAGUUAGCUAAAUUGCUUCGUGAAUUUGUCAAAAGUGAAUACUAAUAACGUGGGAAGUUUCACUAAAAUUAGAGGGUAGUUAAAUAAGAUUUAAGUUUAUAAGAAGCAUGAGUGUCGCUUGACCAUGAUAAGAUUGUGGGUGUAAAGAUGCUAGCUAUUUUACAACUUUUUAUUUUGCUGUGUUAAAGUAUAUUUUAGGUAUAUUUUUCAGUGUAUUAAUGU
Messenger RNA from Microcebus murinus (gray mouse lemur), 9014 nucleotides. NCBI's taxonomy places the organism in Eukaryota, Metazoa, Chordata, Mammalia, Primates, Cheirogaleidae. The record is from RefSeq and is a predicted model, not a curated record.